CCGUUGAAUUCCGUUGGAAGCCUUGCUCUUUAUCUUCCCCUCUCUCCCUUUCCUUUCAAAGUGUCGCGCUCCCCCCGCCCUCUCCAUUCAAAAUAAUAACGGCUAGCGAGGGCGCGCGUGCACACAGGUGCUCGCUCGCUCGCUCCUGACGCCCCUCCCUCUUCCCUUUCUCAGCAAUCUCUAUAGACUGAGGCGAAGUGGAGGUCGCUUUUACGUACCCUUUAUCAGCUGAAUUAUAAGGGUGACGGAGGAUUUGGUCCAAUAAAGGAAAUGAUUGAAGAAGUGGUAGAAAAUAAGAUGUUAUGAAUGAAGGACGACAUUCUCUGAAGCCUGUGAAACAUUUAGUGAAGGAAUGAAAUAGGAAAAUGGAACAGGAGAAAUCAUACAAAUUUAAAUUAUUUCUACCACCAAAACUGAAUAAUGCCCAGGUAUCGGCUGUCAAACCACAAACACACACACGAGAUGGGGAAUUUUAUCAGAAUUUUAACAAGGGAAUUGAAGAUGAUUACAGCUUGCCAUUUGGGAUGAAUACUUCAAAAUAUAUAGAUCUCACAAAACCAGUUUCACAGAACAUGAAACUUGUACCUGAGAUUGAUCAGGAGAACAUGGAUACAGUGACUGAACUUUAUUCAAGACUUUACAAGGAAGCUGAAAAGAUCAAGAGAUGGAAAGUCACUGUAGAAUAUGAAGUCAAGGAAAAGGAAAGAAAAUUACAAGAAAAUAGAAAGAUUAUAGAAGCCCUACGCAAAGCCAUCCAAGAGUUACAGUUUGAAAAUGAAAGGCUAAGCCUAAAACUAGAAGAUGAAAUACAUGAACAUAGAGAUCUUCUAAAAGAAAGCAACACAACAAGACAUUUCUGUGACUUGCUGAAAGAAAGGUUUAUGCAGUCAGUGGAGAAAUCCAACAAAUAUGAACAAGAGCGAGAAGAAACCAGACAAAUGUAUGUGGAUCUUAACAAUAACAUUGAGAGAAUGAUACAGGCCUUUGAGGAACUUCGUGCACAAGCAGAGAACUCCAGAUUGGAAAUGUAUUUCAAAUUAAAAGAAGAAGCAGAAAAUAUGGCACAGCUUGAAAAAGAACACAGAAGAGAGAUGAUUGCCAUGGAAAAACAGGUAUCGCUAUUGACAAUGCAAAGUGGAGAAAAAGAUGAUAAAAUGAAGCACAUAAACAUUAAUUUACAGGAAUCAAGAGAGCAAAUUGCUGAAUUAGAAGAAGUAAGAAAACAACAAGAUGAGAUGUUGAAAGAAGCACAAAUAAAUAAACAGUCUUUGUUGACAGAACUGGAAGAAACUAAAAAUUCUUUGCAAAAGGCAGAGGAUGCUUUCAGGACUUUAGAAACUGAGUUGCAAACUGCAGUGAAAACGUUAAUUCAAGUCACUGAACAAAAGGAAGUUACAAUAGAAGAGCUCAAACAAACUAAAAUUCUUCACGCAUCAGAUAUUGAUGAACUACAAAGCAAAGUUUUGAACUUAAAUGAAUUGCUAGAGAAAGAACAAAAGAGACAGAAGGAAUUGAAGGAUGGAUCAGAUAUAUUGGUUUUGGAGCUUCAAAAGAAAGCAAAUGAACUAGAAGUGGUGGUCAACCUGAAAAAUAUUAAAGAAAAACAAGUUGAAGAAAUGGCAACAGCACUAGAAAGUUCAAAUGAAGUUCAAAAAGAUUUGAAGCAUGAAUUAGAAAGUACACAGUCCAAACUUAAUCUUUUAAUGAAGGAAAUGGAAAGCAGAAAUUCUCGUGACUCUACAGUGCAGGUGCAACUCCAAAUGCUUUUAGAUGAAAAACACAUUUUUGAGAGCACCAUUGAGAAAUUACAAAAAAGAGAAAAGGAACUAAAGGACAUUGUUCAGGUCAGAGAGAGAGAAGUACAUGAUUUGGAAGUGCAGUUAUCUGGUGCACUGGAAAAUAAUGAAAAUUGCUUACAGCAGCUUACAUCAAUGAAAGCAGAGCUUGAAAAAGAAAGAUCAAAGAAUCGGGAACUAGAUAUGAAUACAAACAAACUCUUGUUGAACAGUGAAAACAUCACAUCAGAAAAAAACAAUCUACUUAAUGAAUUUAAAAAGCUUCGAGAAGAUCUCAAGAAUCAGAAAAAGAUGGAAGAAAAAGCUGAAAAGCAAAUAGAAAACCUGAAAAAAAUGAAUGCUAACUUAAGCAGUGAAUUGGAAUGUGUAAAAGAGGAGAUGAAGCAGAAGAAUGAAGAAGCAAAAUAUAAACUUCAUGAAACUGGAGAAAAUAUUAGAACAAUUGAAAAUGAACUUUCAAAGAAAGAAAAGCAGUUGAAAACAUCAGAUAGUAAGAUUAAUAGUUUAAAGAAGCAAAUUGAAACCAAAGUGAAGAUUGUUGAAGAACUUCAUCAAGAAAUUAAGGUUUUGCGAAAGAAAAUUGGUACAGAAAGCAAGCAAACCAGUAUUACUGAAGAAAAGGUGAAAAAAUUGCAGCUGGAACUUGAAAAUAUAAAUAAAUUGCACAAAGAAACAAUUUUCAGCUACAAAAAUGAAAUUGAGAUGGCAAGGGCAACUGAAGAAAAGCUUCUCAAAGAGCUAGAAGCAAUGAAAUUGGUAGCUGAUGAAGCAGUGACAAUGCAGAAAGAAAUAGACAUUCGAUGUCAGCAUAAAAUUGCUGAAAUGGUAGCACUUAUGGAAAAGCAUAAGCACCAAUAUGAUAAAACAGUUGAAGAAAAGGAUACAGAAUUAGAAUACUUUAAGACGAAAGAAAAAGAGCUAUCAUCUGCAAUAGAAUUAUUGCAAACAGAGCUUUCUUGCAAAAAAAAUGAACUUUCUUCACUUCAAGAUCAGCUUAAAAUUGAAAUAGAAGAGAAGAAGGCACAAACAUCCACUCUGGAGACACCUAAACACAGCUUGAAUUCUCAGCCACUUCAUGCACCUCAGAAUUCUAUAUCUACUAAUGUGAAUAAAUUGGAAUAUACACAGAAGCCUUCAUGGACUCCGGCCAAGAUUUACACUGUGAAGACACCUCCAAAAUCUAAAUUGCAAAGAGAAAACACCAAUCAAUGCCCAGAAAACAGAAGAAAGAAAAAGAGAAGAGUUCUGUUAGAAAUGGAUACACGAUCAGAUAGCUCUGAGAAUGACAUUCUGAGUCUUGUGUCAAAAGAAGAUAAGUUUAAACAACUGUAUAAAGAUUAUCCAUCUGAAUCUCAUGUCAGGACACCAAAUACUAUGACACCAGAAAAGGUUCAAACUCCAUCUAGCCUCAAAACCCCUGGAUCCUUAGUGAAGCUUGCUGCUAUAAAAAAGAUGCGAGAGUCUGGAUGGUCUGCAAUCUCCAAAAUGGACAGAAAAAACAAAAUGAAAGAAGCUGAAAAGCUUUUUUCAUAAACUAAAAAUGUACUCAUGUAACUAAUACGUUUUCUUAUUAUUUUAUUUAAAUUCAACAUCACCUUUGUUAUAUGUUAUUACAAUAAUUUAUUUCACAUUAUCACAUUCUAAUUAACUUGAAAAGACUUAAAGUAUUGAAUCCUUAAGUAAUUCAGAUGUAAAAAAGAUUUUAUGGCCUGAUCCAUCCGCUGCAGGUACAGCUGUAUAUGUGGUGGGGAAAGGUCAGGUUCAAUAAAGCCCUCUUUCCUCCCACUUCCUUCCUGCCUGUUUUAGCACAGUAGUCUCUUCUGCACUAGGCCCUGGAAAGAAAAAAAAAUGCCUAUAAAGGUUUACAUAGGACUAUAGUUGAAACAGUGUGUAGCCCGCUGGGCACCAGCAUUGGAGGAAUAAGGAAACAGGAUUCCAGUGAAAUCUAUGUCAGUUUUCUCACCACAUGAUCAGUUGCAACAUAUAUUAAUAAAACAGGUAAAACCUGACAAGGUUUUUUAGAGUUAGCAAAAAUACAAUUUUAUUAAAGUUUUAUGUUACUUAUUUAAGCACAAUAGACUGAGACCAGAAAUAUUCAUCAUUAGAGUCAUUGAAUCAUUUUUAUUCAGACUUUAUUAUUACAAUAACAUACCAAUAAUUAUUACAGCAAAGUAAAAUAUUCACAAUAGCAAGGAGAUCUAACUUAGCUGAUAAAAAUCAUUAAAUUGGCCCUGUGUGUUUGUGGGUCUACUCUGUGUAUGAAUAAAUCUGGAUCCAGUAAAAUAUUGUGCAUGAAGCAGUCAAGUUGCAAAGAAUUGUUAACUAUUCCUGUAUAACUUGUAAAUGGUUCUUUGUUUUAAUAAACGUCUUUGUGAGUUCUAA
Molecule: messenger RNA, 4178 nt
Organism: Anolis carolinensis (green anole)
Lineage: Eukaryota; Metazoa; Chordata; Lepidosauria; Squamata; Anolidae
Gene: sycp1
Product: synaptonemal complex protein 1
Exons: 33
Coding region: 366-3329 (987 amino acids)
Biological process (GO): chiasma assembly; meiotic DNA repair synthesis; synaptonemal complex assembly
Cellular component (GO): male germ cell nucleus; synaptonemal complex; central element
Molecular function (GO): double-stranded DNA binding
Source: RefSeq, a predicted model, not a curated record